Zalophus californianus (California sea lion) is the source of this 3833-nucleotide messenger RNA. RefSeq names its product terminal nucleotidyltransferase 4B (gene TENT4B). Gene Ontology annotation, molecular function: poly(A) RNA polymerase activity; mRNA binding. NCBI's taxonomy places the organism in Eukaryota, Metazoa, Chordata, Mammalia, Carnivora, Otariidae. The record is from RefSeq and is a predicted model, not a curated record. Gene Ontology annotation, biological process: RNA 3'-end processing. Gene Ontology annotation, cellular component: nucleolus; TRAMP complex. The transcript has 13 exons. The coding region runs from base 224 to 2344 and encodes 706 amino acids.
AGCGACGCCGCCGGCGCCGGCCGGGCUCCCUGCGCGACCGCGCCGCCCGCGGCGGGCCCCGAGCAGCAGUAGCAGCAGCAGUAGCAGCAGCAGCAGCAGCAGCAGCAGCAGCAGCAGCAGUAGCAGCAACAGCCGCCGAGGCCGGGCGUGCGCCUGAGGCGCGGCGGCGGCGGCGGCCCUGCGGGCGGCCGGGAGGGGCGGGGGCAGCGGCCGCCGCCGUUUGAUGGAUCCGAGGAUCGCCUGGUUCCAGCCAGAGCAGCUCGGACCGUCCAACAGUCUGUGGAUGCAGAUCUGGGAGACGACCCAGGGGCUGAGGAACCUCUACUUCAACCACCACUGUCACAGCAGCGGCGGCGCGAGCGGCGGCGGCGGCAGCAGCACGGCCACCGGCGGGAGCGGCAGCAGCACCGGCAGCCCCGGCGGCGCGGCCCCGGCCCCGGCCCCGGCCCCGGCCGGCAUGUACCGCUCCGGGGAGCGCCUGCUGGGCGGCCACGCGCAGUCCGCGGAGCAGCGGGACUUCCUGCCCCUGGAGACGACCAACAACAACAACAACCACCACCAGCCGGCGGCCUGGGCCCGCCGGGCUGUCGCGGGCCCCUCGGCGUCCCCGUCCCCCUCCGCGUCCUCGUCCCCACACUCCUCUGCCGCCGUCCCCGCCGCCGAGCCCGCGGACCCGGCCUCGGGCAGCAGCAACAAGAGGAAGCGCGACAAUAAGGCCAGCACCUACGGACUCAACUACAGCCUGCUGCAGCCCAGCGGAGGGCGGGCCGCGGGGGGCGGCCGGGCCGACGGCAGCGGGGGCGUGUACAGCGGGACCCCGUGGAAGCGGAGGAACUACAACCAGGGAGUCGUGGGUCUGCAUGAAGAAAUCAGUGAUUUUUAUGAAUACAUGUCUCCAAGACCAGAGGAGGAGAAGAUGCGGAUGGAGGUGGUGAACAGGAUCGAGAGUGUGAUUAAGGAGCUCUGGCCCAGUGCGGAUGUCCAGAUAUUUGGAAGUUUUAAAACUGGCCUGUAUUUACCUACUAGUGACAUCGAUCUCGUGGUAUUUGGGAAGUGGGAGAACCUUCCCCUCUGGACCCUGGAAGAAGCCCUUCGGAAACAUAAAGUUGCUGAUGAGGAUUCGGUGAAAGUUCUAGACAAAGCAACUGUACCUAUUAUUAAAUUAACAGAUUCUUUUACUGAAGUGAAAGUUGAUAUCAGCUUUAAUGUACAGAACGGUGUGAGAGCAGCCGACCUCAUCAAAGAUUUUACCAAGAAAUAUCCUGUAUUACCAUACUUGGUUUUAGUAUUGAAACAAUUCUUAUUACAGAGGGACCUUAAUGAAGUAUUUACAGGUGGAAUUGGUUCAUACAGUCUCUUUUUAAUGGCAGUCAGUUUCCUUCAGUUACAUCCCAGGGAAGAUGCUUGCAUCCCCAAUACAAACUAUGGUGUUCUCUUAAUAGAAUUUUUUGAAUUAUAUGGACGACACUUCAAUUAUUUAAAGACUGGCAUCCGGAUAAAGGAUGGUGGUUCAUAUGUGGCCAAAGAUGAAGUACAGAAAAAUAUGCUCGAUGGCUACAGGCCAUCGAUGCUUUAUAUUGAAGAUCCUUUACAACCAGGUAACGACGUUGGAAGGAGUUCAUAUGGGGCCAUGCAAGUGAAACAGGCCUUUGAUUAUGCCUAUGUUGUUUUGAGUCACGCUGUAUCACCAAUAGCCAAGUAUUAUCCCAACAAUGAAACGGAGAGCAUAUUAGGUAGAAUAAUUAGAGUAACGGACGAAGUUGCCACGUACAGAGAUUGGAUAUCAAAGCAGUGGGGCUUGCAGAAUAGGCCGGAGCCUUCAUGCAAUGGAAAUGGUGUUACCUUGAUAGUAGAUACUCAGCAGUUAGAUAAAUGUAAUAAUAAUCUAUCUGAAGAAAAUGAAGCCCUUGGAAAAUGUAGAAGUAAAACCUCGGAAUCUCUUAGUAAACACUCUUCAAACUCUUCAUCAGGUCCAGUGUCUUCCUCUUCUGCCACACAGUCCAGCUCUAGUGAUGUCGAUUCCGACGCGACACCAUGCAAAACCCCGAAACAGCUGCUCUGCCGUCCAUCCGCCGGGAACCGAGUAGGGUCGCAAGAUGUGUCCUUAGAGUCCUCUCAGGCAGUUGGGAAAAUGCAGAGCACCCAAACCACUAACACCUCCAACAGCACCAACAAAUCUCAGCACGGAUCAGCAAGGCUCUUUCGUUCUUCCAGCAAAGGCUUCCAAGUCUUUUUUUGUUUUGUUUUUCUUCCUAAUAGGACAAAAAAGGCCACCCGCGUCCAGUCCUGUUGCUGUUGCAGUGACUCCCCGAGCUCCACAGACUUUGCAUGCUGGCCCUUCUAACCCUGUGUACCGCGCGGGCUUGUUUUUCUCAUCUCUUAUUCUUUUUUAAAUCCAUGCUUAACUACUGUGGGAGAGAAUAACUGUAAACAGCUUUAAUUAAAUCAUACUUAUAAAAAACUAUUUUCUUAUACUCCACUUUAUGCUUUUGGUAUUGUUGAUCUUUAAAAAUUAAAUGGUCUUUGAUAAUGGAUCUAUUUUGUAUUGCCUUAUUGAGACCAAAUACUUCUGGUCAUCCCAUUCUUUGUCCCCUCCUUCCAUGGAAUUGUUAUCUUUAAUUAAAACUUUUUAAAACAUUGGCUUGUUUCAAUCCUACUGUAAAUUUUGGUUGUGGUCAGCUUUGAGCACCAAUGAGAUGUAUAAUUCUGUUAUCCAUCACAUGUUGAGUUUCAAACUCGGGAAUAUUGAGUAUAAUAGGGUGUAAGUGACAUUUCUGAAAAUGCUUUCUUUCAAUGUGAAAGCUCUUAUGUUUAGCAUCAGUGUGUGUGGCUCUGUUAAUUAUAGCCAUUUCUGAAAUGAGAUUCUUUUAUGUAUACAUACAUACGUAUGUGUGUGUAUAUAUACAUACAUAUAUAUAUAUAUAUAUAUAUAUAUAUACAUAAAAAGUACUAUUGGCUCUUAGGAAUUUCUUUUCUAUACAUUUAUGAAAUACUGAAGACCAAUCAGACCAUUAAUGGACACUUAGUGCAACUUUUUAUAAAGAAAAUAAUGCUAAAGUAAGACCAAAACUAACGUCAUCACUGAAAUUAACAGUUUUCAAUAUGUUCGUAUUUUAAUUCACAACAGAAAAAUGUGUUCCACAACUGGAAACUCCUAGUACUUGUGUAAACUGUGGAAAAUUUUAAAUGUGAUGUUAUUUUGACAAUGUUUUAAAUUUUCGAGUCCCAUUUUAUUCUGAUCAGAAUUUUUAUCAAGAUGUUGAGCUUUUGUUCUUUGAACCUAGUUUGUCAUAACAUAUUGUGCAUAAUCACAGUAUUUAUUUCUAGGACUCUUGCGAACGUGUAGACUGAUGUUUACCGCUAAGGGAACAAUUAUUUAUAAAAUAAUAUUAAAUCCAGUAUUAGCUGCCUAUUUCAGACACUUAAUACUUGCAGAGAUCCAUUGUUACAUUUACCACACUGAAGUUUUUUUCUUUUGUUGUUUUGUUUUGUUUUAAGAAUCACCCUCAUUGUUGAAAGUAAAUGUACUCUUAGGGUGCAGAUAUUAGCGUUCCAAUAAGCAUGUGAUUAUAUUAAGGUGGUGGUAGCGGGAAGAUAAUCUUGAUUCCAUUGGGAAUCUUAGGUUUUCGUAAAUUUAUUGGGAAAAUAGUUUUUCCUGUACUGCUGAAGUUUCUUUUUGGUAAACAGUAUCUUUCUAAAAGAAAAAGCAUGAAGGAGAAAUUGAGGUGUGUACAUAUCCUCAAAUGACCAGCAUUGUAUUCGUGAAUACUGUGUAUCUUGCAAUGAACAGUGUGGAAAGCUGUUCAUUUUUCAAUCUGAAGUAAAAAUACUUU